UCAUCGCCUCGCUCAGCAUACCUUCACUACUUCUUUAAUUCUUCUAACCCAAAAUUAUAUCGGCCACCAUGAGUGUCCAAGGUGUCACUAGCGAAGCUCAAGCCUCUGCGCCAGCAGAAGAAGGAUUGACAGAACUUCCCUUCCCACCAGUCACUAAAGAGCACAUCUUGAACUGCUCAUACCACAACUGGCAUCCCAAAUACCGCGCCAUAACACCGAAAGCGCGCCUCGUUCCGCUCCCAUCUGCCUUCCUCGAUUAUCUCCGAUCUGAUGGUAUCAUCCUGCCCCCCGACGAGAAUGACAACCCAAAUUGGUCAGACAAUGAUAGUGGCAUCUUCUCAGGCGCCGAUAACAACGACGACGAGGAGGAAGAGACACUCGACCCCAGCGUCAACUGGCGGGACACGCACGAAGCCAUCGAGCGCACAAUCGAAGAGCUGGGAGGCAAAGUUGCGCCGAAGCUGAACUGGAGUGCGCCGAAAGAUGCGACCUGGAUUGCAGCGACAAACAGUAUGGAGUGCCGGACGCCGAACGACAUCUACCUUUUGCUGAAGAGCAGUGACUUUAUAACACACGAUCUAGCGCAUGCGUUCGAUGACACAGCCAAUCAGUCAGCGACUCCAGAUCCAGAGAUAUCAUACCAUCUUGUCUUGCGGAAGUGGAUCACCCUAAAUCCCAGCGUAGAAUUCAGGUGUUUCGUGCGGAAUCGACGGCUUAUCGCCCUAUGUCAGCGGGAUCUAAAUCACUUUGAUUUCCUGUUCAACAUGCAGGACAAGCUACUUCGAACCGUUCAAGAAUUCUUCGAUACCCGACUGCGCGACACGUUUCCAGAUGCGAACUUCACAUUUGACGUGUACAUUCCACCACCACAUAACAAGGUUUGGGUGGUGGAUUUCAACCCAUGGGCUUUGCGGACGGAUCCUCUUCUCUUCUCAUGGAUGGAACUACUCACCAUGGAUGUGCCUGAUGUGGAACAACUUGAGGAGGAGACUACAGUCCGCUUAAAGAUAGCCCAGCCAGGAGAAUCUAGCGGCCAAGUUGCGGACCUGGUUGACGACGAUUCGGAUGAUGAUUCGGAUGACGAUGAGGUUGAAGAGAUCUGGCAACCCGAGUUUCGCCUCGUGCGAAGAGACGAUCCCGAAGCAUAUGGCUUUGCGACUCCUCAGUACAGCGCGCACAAGCUUCCGAAGGAUGUAGUAGACGCGAGCAGUGGAGGAGAGGGUAACUUAAGAGAGUUUGCUAUGCAGUGGAAGGAGGCCCAGGAGAUGGCUGAGCAACAGCGCGCAGAGGACAGUGAAGACGAUUAGAAAUGCCUAUUGCAAGGUCAUGUCUUGAAUAGAUACGAGACAAUUACGGACGAGACGCAAUAGAACUGCUCCUUGACAACAUUAAUUAAAACAUGUUUGACUC
Messenger RNA from Cucurbitaria berberidis CBS 394.84, 1410 nucleotides. RefSeq names its product D123-domain-containing protein. The coding region runs from base 69 to 1307 and encodes 412 amino acids. Gene Ontology annotation, cellular component: cytoplasm. The record is from RefSeq and is a predicted model, not a curated record. The transcript has 2 exons. NCBI's taxonomy places the organism in Eukaryota, Fungi, Ascomycota, Dothideomycetes, Pleosporales, Cucurbitariaceae.